AAUAGCCUGACAUAUAAACGCCCAAGCGUUGAUUUCUUGCUCCGAGACCCCUCCGUUCUGCUCCACUCCUUGUGUGUUUCACCCGAACUGGGAAUUGUCUGCGUUUCAGGGACGUACUUAGUUUGAAAUGGCACCAAAGAAGGACCCUAAAGCUCCAGCCAAGAAGGCCGAGCCCGCACCCGCACCCGCACCGGCACCAGAACCAGCGCCUGCUCCAGCUAAGGCUCCUGCCAUCGACCUGUCAGCCGUCAAGAUAGAAUUCAGCGCAGACCAGGUUGACGACUACAGAGAGGCCUUCGGUCUGUUUGACAGGGUGGGUGACAACAAGGUGGCUUACAACCAGAUCGCCGACAUCAUGCGCGCUCUGGGACAGAAUCCCACCAACAAGGAGGUGAACAAACUGCUGGGGAUGCCCACUGCUGAGGACAUGGCCAACAAGAGAAUAGAGUUUGAGACCUUCCUGCCAAUGCUCCAGACCAUCAUCAACAGCCCGAACAAAGCUGGGUUUGAGGACUACGUUGAGGGUCUGCGUGUCUUUGACAAAGAGGGCAACGGCACAGUGAUGGGCGCUGAGCUCCGUAUUGUCCUGUCAACACUGGGAGAGAAGAUGAGUGAGGCUGAGAUCGAAGCUCUCAUGGUAGGACAGGAGGAUGAGAAUGGCUGCAUCAACUAUGAGGCCUUUGUCAAGCACAUCAUGUCUGUGUAAGGACCGUGCCACUGCAGCAGUGAGCGUUGAAUUCUGCAGACCCCAUGGUGUCGCGACAUCCACUCGCUGUUUCCUGAAUUAUCUGUGGAAGCAGGAGGAACAAAGGACUAAGAGAUGUCAUUUCCUGAACCCUAUUUUCUUUUGUCCUACACAUUUUUUCCUCUUUUGUCUAAAUGGUGCUUUGUUUUUUUUUUCUUUUUUUCCUUUCUCUCUUGCUCCUCCUGCUACUCGGAAAGCAAUAACUAUUUCCCAAGAGGUGCUUCCGCCCUCAUUUUCAUCCAAGUACCGUGGUCUCAUUGGGGUUUUUGUUAUUACAGAGGAACAGUGAUAGAGGGGGGUGGUGGAAUAAUGAUGAGCGCUCCCCCCUCGCUUGUUGUCUGGUUGGCUGCCAGUCAGGUGACUGGUUUGGCCCAGGACUGGCCAUCAAAAUGAAUCCACCCUUCGCCCGACCCAUCCCUGAGUCUUAAGAUGUAUCCGCUGCCAUUUCACAAUAAAUUUUUCACACUCCCAUUUUA
Molecule: messenger RNA, 1221 nt
Organism: Nothobranchius furzeri (turquoise killifish)
Lineage: Eukaryota; Metazoa; Chordata; Actinopteri; Cyprinodontiformes; Nothobranchiidae
Gene: myl1
Product: myosin, light chain 1, alkali; skeletal, fast
Cellular component (GO): contractile muscle fiber; myosin II complex
Molecular function (GO): calcium ion binding
Source: RefSeq, a predicted model, not a curated record